Molecule: messenger RNA, 1121 nt
Organism: Chara braunii
Lineage: Eukaryota; Viridiplantae; Streptophyta; Charophyceae; Charales; Characeae
Source: the annotation of a GenBank genome assembly
GGUCUGGAGGUCCUCGAUGGUGAAUUGGGAGGGGUCGAGAGAGGCAGUGUCGAAGUCGUCAUCGGAGGUGGGUUGAGUGGUGUCGUUAUGGAAAGAGAGGGGGCGGGAGGGAGCGGGCGCGGACUGGUGAUGGGGGUGGAGGAGUCGAUCAUGGUGAAGCAUGCGAGAGAGGAGGUCAACAAGGGGCAUGUCGGGUUCGUGGGCGAGGGCGGUGGCAAGAUCUUUGUGGCAUACUCGCUUGAUGCGGGAGAUGAACGCAAAGUCGGGAAUGACGGUGGUGGGGAGGUGAUGGCGGAGGGAGCGGAUGUAUUGGACGAAGAGGGCUGUGGGACCGGUUUGGCGGAGGUGGCAAAAUUGUUCGAGGAUCAAGGCGGCAACGAGAAGCAUGGUGCUGAUGACGUGGCACGGCGGCGAUGGUCUCGACGACGACGAUGUCAUGGCACAGCGGCGACGGAGGUCUUGAUGACUGCGGUGAUGACGUGGCAUGGCACUGAAGGUCACGGCGACGAAGGGGGAGCGAAUCGCUCCGAUACCAGUGUAACGAGCGUGAGGCUGAGGACACAUUUGUUCCUCAGCAAAGGCGAAUCAUCAUCACGGCUAGCAGUCACUGCAGAGGCUGAGAAGAUUGUACGGCAUGUGCGGCACCUGGCAGUUUUGGUUCUGAUUGAUGCGAUCGAUUUGGAUAGCCUUCUGGUAGCCGUUUCGAAGGGUAUUCCUUUCAGAGAAAAGUUCCACCCAUUUUCUGAGGAGGAGUUGACCGAGGUGCACAAGCUGAUGGAAGACCUUGACCCUAUGAGCUCUGAGGAUCAUGCAUUUCUGUUGAUGGCGUGGGCAGUGGUGCUUUGCCUAUUUUCAUCGCUGCCGGAUGUAUCGAGCUCCUCCGUUUCUUCCCUGACCGUUGAGAUGUCAAAGCAACGGUCAGAGGAUGGUGCUGCCAUUUCCCACCUCAGGCUUGGCAUGUGCUGCCUCAGGCAGAAGAACGGGUUGGUGAAAUAGGUUUGGGCACAGCGGUGAAGUAAUGUCAACUCAGUUAAUGAUUGAGCAGUUGUGUGGAACUCAAACCCAAAGUCAAUUGUGAGUAGAGAGAAUUAGCAGAAGGUGAAUGAAAAGCAAAGGUAAAC